AUGGCCUCCCAGCCGCAGGACACCCCCAGCUCCGCAAAAGCCCAGAAUGAGGGCGGGAAGACAGUGCUCCAGAGAAGUGACGUGCAGCUGUCCUUCGUCCUUACCCGCGACGGCGUGCAUCAGCCCCGCAAGGUGCCCUGGGUGACCCUGGUCAGGGCCUAUGGCCACUUCAAGCUGUCGCUCUCGGAGGCGAAGCGGGGCCGGCAGCUGGCCUCACUUAACCCCCUGGCCUUGGGCAGUGACUCAGCACAGCCUGAAAAUCAAGCUAUGUCGGAGAAGCUCCAGGGUGAGAAGACGUCUUGGGGUGACCACGAGCCCCUCUCCAAGGUCCCGUUUAAAAUUAUGAAGGGACACCAGCACAUUGUGAGUUCCUGUCACUUUUGUGUGGAUGACACAAAGCUCCUCAGUGGCUCCUAUGACUGCACCGUGAAGCUGUGGGAUGCUGUGGAUGGAUCCGUCGUUCGGAAUUUUAAGCCCGAGCCUGGAGCUCCUGUUUUAGAGUGCAGUGUCACGGCUGACAGCAGAAGAAUUGUUGCAGCAUCCUAUGACAAAACAGUGAGGGCUUGGGACCUGGAAACAGGCAAGCUGCUGUGGAAGCUCAGUCAUGAAACCUUCGUAGUUUCCUGUAAGUUCUCCCCUGAUGGUAAAUAUGUGGUCUCAGGCUUGGAUGUGGAUCGUGGAAUCUGUAUAACAGAUGCGGAAGACACCACCACCGUGUCCCACAUCAAAGAUCAUCACAGGAUGUCAGUUACCUCAUGCUGCUUUGACCCCGACAGCCAGAGGGUGGCUUCUGUCUCGUUGGACAGGAGCAUCAAGAUAUGGGACGUUACAUCCCAGGCCACGCUGCUCACCAUCACCAAGGCGCAUACCAAUGCAAUCUCAAACUGCUGCUUUACCUUCAGCGGCCAUUUCCUGUGUACAAGCUCUUGGGAUAAAACCUUAAAAAUAUGGAACGUCCAUACUGGGGAGUUUCGAAACCAGGGAGCCUGUGUGACUCUGAUGCAGGGCCACGAAGGUUCUGUGAGCUCCUGCCACUUUGCCAGAGACACCUCUUUUCUCGUGUCUGGAGGGUUCGACAGGACUGUGGCUGUCUGGGAUGUAGGAGAAGGCUACCGGAAGCUCUCCUUGAAGGGCCAUAAUGACUGGGUGAUGGAUGUUGCCGUUAGUAACAACAAGAAAUGGAUCCUGUCUGCUUCAAAGGAUAAGACCCUGAGACUAUGGAAUAUUGAAGAAAUGGACCAAAUUCCUUUGGUAAUUGAGUACAAAAAGGCGCUGGGCUUAAAGGUGAAACAGUGUGAAGAAUGUGACAGGCCUUUCUCCAUCUACGGAAAUGACAUCUUUCCUGAAACAGUCACUAAAUGUGUGUUCUGCCGGAUGGAUGUAAAAGACUUGUCAGCAGAGGCCUCACCAUCAUCAGAAGGGGAGGACUCACUGGCAAGGGAGUGCAGCCAGGGGGAGGAUGGCUGA
Messenger RNA from Camelus dromedarius (Arabian camel), 1467 nucleotides. It is a transcript of the gene WDR88, whose product is annotated as WD repeat domain 88. Gene Ontology annotation, molecular function: protein binding. NCBI's taxonomy places the organism in Eukaryota, Metazoa, Chordata, Mammalia, Artiodactyla, Camelidae. Bases 1 to 1467 code for a protein of 488 amino acids. The transcript is spliced from 11 exons. The record is from RefSeq and is a predicted model, not a curated record.